GCCUCUGCGCUCUGCGGGGACUGUAGAUUUCCAAAGCCGGACUCGAUCCUUCCCUAGAUCAGACCCUUUCUACUGUUUCGGGGUUGGAAGGCGCGUCGCUGUGUUAAAAGGCAGACAGACGUGUGGAAAGCGAGAGAGAAAGUUGCAUUUAAAUUUUAGGAGCUGCGUCACCGCAGUCGACUGGAGAAAACUCCGCCGAGCCGGACGGACAGAUUCCUUGCAGCUUUCAGGCCCCGGGCGUGGGGAGGAGGCGGCGCGCGGGGCGGGGGCGCUCCGGGCUAGGGUGCAGGCGGGGACUUGGGGUGACGCGGUCCCGGGCCACAGUGCCACACAGGGGUUCUCGGCUUUUUGGCAGAGUCCUGUGCGGGACGUGAACCGGGAGGCUGGCUGCCCGAGGGCGAGCCGCGCUGGGAGGCCGAGGCCGGGGUCGGGGCCGGGGAGCCCCGCGAGCCGCCGCAGCGGGGUCCCGGGGCCGCGGAGGGACCAUGGCCGCCGGCGGCAUCACCACGCUUCCCGCACUGCCGGAGGACGGCGACCCCGUCUUCCCGCCUGGCCACUUCAAGGACCCCAAACGGCUCUACUGCAAGAACGGGGGCUUCUUCCUGCGCAUCCACCCCGACGGCCGCGUGGACGGCGUCCGCGAGAAGAGCGACCCACACGUCAAACUACAACUCCAAGCGGAAGAGAGAGGGGUUGUGUCUAUCAAGGGAGUGUGUGCAAACCGGUACCUUGCUAUGAAGGAAGAUGGACGGCUGCUGGCUUCUAAGUGUGUUACAGAGGAGUGUUUCUUUUUUGAACGGCUGGAAUCUAAUAACUACAACACUUACCGGUCCCGGAAAUACUCCAGUUGGCAAGAACACAUUUGCAAACAAAGCUGCAGUUAACAUUCUGAUAAAUCCUUCACUAUUGUCCUGCCCUGAACAUUCGUCAAACUGCCUGAGUUUGUGAACACCAGAAUGGAGAGAAAGGACCCAUCCCUUGUUACAGGAAUCUGUAGUGCUGAACGUACUUGAGUGAGCUGUGAAAUGACUCUGACUUCUUGGUGAUCUCAAGCCCACUGCCCCACAGGGCGAGGUCCUCCCCAUGGUUAUGCCCCUCUCCCAGCUGCCAGUGGGUCCUAGCCUGAUUUGGAAACUGAUUUUUCUUGAGAGCAGAUUCCGUAGAACUUGGGGUCCAUUCUUUCAAUCCCAAAAUGCAAUAGUUGUUUCAUCAAACAUUUUCAUAAUGCAUAUAAUUUUAUAAUGCAACAAGGGUUUUCACAUUUUAUAAAUAUUUUUCAUAAAAUACAAAUUUCCAUGGCAGGACUUUUAUUGCCAUUAACAUACAUUUAUGUCCAGUUUUUCUAGACACCCAGGAAGACUGUCUGAAUGGACUUGAUUAAUUCUGAUGCUCUAUAGCUGUCUGCCUUGACUGCUUUUCUGGUAAUCUUUAGAAUUGCUAUAGAUUGUUUAUAACGCCUUCUGAUGCCUCUCUGGAUGUUUGCCAAAUAGCACAUAAGUUUGUCUUGCUAGUAAUUCUACUGAUAGUGCCUGGGGUAUGAGGAGCUAUCAGGAGCAUAUAGUUCCUACGCACUCACACCAUUGACUGUUUUUCCCGCUCCCUGGACACAUACCAGCCCCUAAGAUAUGCUCUUGUUUCUAAGAAACAGUUCUGGAAAGGCUCACAGGAACAGUAACUUGGUCUAAAAUGCAAGACAUAUAUCCACCAUUCUUUUUCUUUCUUUCUUUCUUUCCUUUUUUUUUUUUUUUUUUUU
Molecule: messenger RNA, 1753 nt
Organism: Peromyscus leucopus (white-footed mouse)
Lineage: Eukaryota; Metazoa; Chordata; Mammalia; Rodentia; Cricetidae
Gene: Fgf2
Product: fibroblast growth factor 2
Exons: 4
Coding region: 486-884 (132 amino acids)
Biological process (GO): cell differentiation; regulation of cell migration; positive regulation of cell population proliferation
Cellular component (GO): cytoplasm
Molecular function (GO): growth factor activity; fibroblast growth factor receptor binding
Source: RefSeq, a predicted model, not a curated record